Molecule: messenger RNA, 841 nt
Organism: Camellia sinensis
Lineage: Eukaryota; Viridiplantae; Streptophyta; Magnoliopsida; Ericales; Theaceae
Source: RefSeq, a predicted model, not a curated record
UCUUAACUAAUUUUGCUUUAUAGAGCAUAGUGUUCUUGGGAUCCGUUCCCGGAUAAACUCCAAUGCACACUUAAAGGUCUGUUCAUAAUUCAUAGAUAACUAUAUUCUUGACCUCAUAAUUGCAGAAUUACAUAACAAUUUAUACUAGCAGAUUUUAUGUAGAAUAUAGAAACUUCCUCAUUUUAUCUUAUGAAAUGGAUUUAAUUUCUUUAUUUCAGUGCAAAUAUCAUUUCAUCAUUUAAGUAUGGUUAAUAUCUUCUCUGUUGCACGAUCAUAUUUCAUUAAAUUCUUUAAAAUGAGUUCGAACAUGAUGAUGAUGCAGGACACGGUGAUGCUUGGUGCACACAACUAUGAAACUGAUGCUGAAAUUGCAGCAAUGUUAGCUGAGGGAAGAGUUCUGAUUGGAAUAGGAGAAAAUACAAAAAUCAAAGACUGCAUCAUUGACAAGAAUGCUAGAAUCGGGAAGAAUGUUGUUAUUGCAAACUCAGAGGGCAUACAAGAGGCUGAUAGAUUCUCGGAAGGGUUUUAUAUCCGUUCAGGUAUUAGCAUCAUAUUGAAAAACUCAACAAUCAAAGAUUGGGUUGUGAUAUGAUGAGCAUCAUCAUCAUUUUCUCUUUGUUUGUAAUUUUUUUUUUUUUUGCUCGAUUUAGAGUGGGAAAUGAGGUUUAGUGAGAUGCGUGCAUUGUGUCUGACAAUGGCACCAAAGUUGUAAAGAACUUGAAAUACUAUCAACUAUACUAAUAUGCAUAUAUCCCUUCUUGUUUUGUAUUAAUGCAAAUUGUCAUUUUAUACCCCCAUGACAAAUGUGAUUCCAUUUCUUGAAAUCUUAGGAUUUCAUGAA